This is a messenger RNA of Sceloporus undulatus (fence lizard), 5175 nucleotides long. RefSeq names its product Src homology 2 domain containing transforming protein D (gene SHD). The transcript has 10 exons. Gene Ontology annotation, molecular function: phosphotyrosine residue binding. Bases 1057 to 2307 code for a protein of 416 amino acids. The record is from RefSeq and is a predicted model, not a curated record. NCBI's taxonomy places the organism in Eukaryota, Metazoa, Chordata, Lepidosauria, Squamata, Phrynosomatidae.
CAUGUUUGCAUCAUCAUCAUCAUUAAUAAUAAUACAAACCACAGCAUGUCCAAUUAUCAUGGAAUCAUAGACUUCUAUGAUUCCAACAUUUGGAAACGUUGGGGUUUGCAUCAUCAGCAUUACCAAUAUCUGUUGCUCCCUGCAAUAGUUUAAGAAAGGAAAAAGUGCUCUUAUUUAUUGAUAGCAAUUAUUGAUGAUGAUGAUGAUGAUGAUGAUGAUGAUGAUGAUGAUGAUGCCAGGACACUUGUUCUUCUACUUAACCCUUGCUUCCAACACUGCAGUGAGCAACAGAUAUUUGGACAUUUUGGGAAGGCAGGUGGAUGGGCGAUGCUCAAUCCCUGACUCUGGGAGGGAACUCUUCCAACCUUCCCCUCCCUUGAAAAGAAAAAAAAUCCCUUUAAAACUGAGAUGAGAGAGAGGGAGAACCAGCCUCCAACAUCCCCUGCUUUAUCUUUAUACAUUUAAAAAGCUCCUCCCCAUCCCUCUGUUCAUUUUUGGGCAUCCAAAGCCCAACAACCUGUGUGCCUCGGUCUUAUUCUUUGCAGCUUUCCUAUUGCUCAAGGAAGGCGUGAAAAAAGCGAAAAUUGCAAUUGCGAGAGAGCGUGCAAUUGUGCGUCUGAUGUGACAAAGGAUCCUUGGUUGUCUUUGCACCAUCCCCUUCUCGGUUGCGUUUUGUUUGGCAAGUCUUUGCGACGGAUCGAUGGAGCAGCCAACCUGAAAGUGGCACAUUGCAGGACGGCGUGCGCCGUGUGCGGCUGCCUAAUGAAUUGGGCUUUCAAGCUGCACAGGCUGAACUUUGUUUUAAAUAGGAAAGAAGGAGCAGGAGGAGGAGAAGAAAGCAGCUUGAAAUGGACCUGAAAGAGACAGAUGGAGCAGAAACUCACAAGGCUUAGCAAAGGCCAAGACGGACAUCUCUUAAUUUGGAUUAUAAAAACCCUCGAUCCAUGGAGGAUUAUCUCGUUCCAGUCUAAGACGCUUGCUUUCUCCUUGGCUUCUCUGGUUCUUACACAAGGCUAUUGGCGGUUCCUUAGCACCGCCAUUGGAUAAAAGGGACAAAUGGCCAAGUGGCUGAAGGAUUACUUGAGUUUUGGGAGCAGGAGGUCUCCCCCGCAGCCUCCCAAACCAGACUACACAGAGAGCGAGAUCUUAAAGGCCUACCGGGCACAGAAGAGCUUAGAUUUUGAAGAUCCCUAUGAAGAUGGUGAUGGGAAACCUGAUACGGAUCCUGGCGGGUCUCCCAACAAGGCGGCAACUCCCGGCACCGGCCCAGAUGGAAAAUAUGGUUCUCCAAAGCACAGGCUUAUCAAAGUAGAAGCCUCGGACCUGAAUAGGAGCAAAGCGCUUUUGGCCACAACGGAUGAGGAAGGGAUACCAGAUCAGCCCCCUGGUGAGAGUGAAUACUCAGAUCCAUUUGAUGCGCACCGGGAGCCCAAAGGAGACGGAGAUGAAGAGCCUGGCUCGGAGAAUAAUGGAUACAUGGAACCCUAUGAUGCCCAGAAGGUGGUGGUGGAUUUCCAGAGCAAAAAUGACUGGGAUGAGCGAAAGGUGAAGAAAUCACGGAUCGGAUUGCAGUUGUACGACACUCCCUACGAAGAGAAGGAUACAGAGGUUGACCCAGAGGGCUCCUCCAUUGAAAAACCCCGUGAGAGCCGUUUGCCUCAGGAUGAUGAGCGGCCGGCUGACGAAUACGACCAACCUUGGGAAUGGAAGAAGAACCACAUUUCUCGGGCUUUUGCAGUAGACAUUCAGGAGACUAAAGUCUUGCCCUGGCCACCACCGGUAGGACAACUCACGGAGAGUGAGGAAGCCCUAGAUCCAGAAGUGCAAUUUGAGAGCCCAGAAUGGGAGCGGACGUCCUCAGCCUCUUCCAGCCACAAAGAGCGUUGGCGUCCCCCAAAACACCCGGCGGGGAGUUCGAAGUUUGGACGGUCCCAGAGCCCCGAAAAUAGCCUUGCUGUAGCCGAGAGAGUAGACCCUUCGUUGCCGCUGGAAAACCAAGCGUGGUUCCAUGGCACAAUAAGCAGAGCCGACGCGGAGUCCCUCCUGACGCUUUGCAAAGAAGGGAGCUACUUGGUCCGGAACAGUGAGACCAGUCGCAACGACUUCUCCCUCUCGCUCAGGAGUUGCCAAGGAUUUAUGCACAUGAAGUUCACCCGGACCAAGGAGAACAAGUACGUCUUGGGCCAAAACAGCGCUCCUUUCGACAGCAUCCCGGAGGUCAUCCAUUACUACACGUCCCAGGAGCUGCCAGUCAAAGGAGUGGAACAUUUCUCCUUGCUCUAUCCUGUGGCCGUUCAGACUCUGUGAUGGACGUUACGGCUGCCCACAUCGUGGAGGCGAAGGGGCUGUUUUUGAUCCAAAGAGACUUGGCAUGAUGAUUGUCUGGAUGGACGGCGGGGUCUCGAUAGGGGUGACUCGCAGACAAUCUCUCCCCAUACCUUUGGGGCUUUCUCACAUCGGACCUAGGAAGGUGCACACUUUGCCUUCCCUAAUUUCCAAGCAAUACUGGUGCCAAUUGGCUUCCAAACUGCCCACCUGCCAUCCUGGUGCCCUCCUCCUUGAGACUAUUGUUAUCUGUUUUGCUCCAGGUCACUGGAAAGCUGGCAAAGCUCUCUACUUUGCUCUUAACACCUCUGGUCUUGCAUAGCUCCUCUUCUCUGAAUGAGAAGAGCGAAGUUCUUUUGCAAAAUGCUGAGGAGCAUUUCAGGAACUUUGGUGCUGCAAGGAAAUGUUCUCCACCCUCCUAGGAAGGAAUCCCAGGUUGUUUUUAAUAGCGCUGCUUCUUGCAGAACCUAUUUUUCUUUGGGAGAACUCAUGGAGAAGCUGAGGUUUUGCAAAGUGGAGUGAGCCAGGGUCGAACCUUGCAAUAGCAUUGCCCCUUCUUCCCCAUUGAUGGGAGAAGGUUGCUCAAGCAGCUUUGCUCUUGCAAAGCUUAUCUGGUUCCUGUCAUAACCUGUUGUUGCUGCAGUGUUAGAUUGAGCCCAUGUUUUGAUGGUUCCUCCUUGAUACUGCACCCGCACUGCAUAAAUGAUCCAGCUUGAUGUCACUUUGGCCUCAUUCCCACUACCUUUCAAACCGGAUCGCAAUUUGUUUUGAACCAGCUCAAACAAACCUGGUUACUAUUUAAAUUGAUUCACUGAAGUGAUUCAGUGAGGGGGGGCCAUGCACCAGACCCAUUUAACCCGCGUCUUUUUGACACUGAUUUUUACAGGGGUUUUUUCACCAAAUCGAUUCACCGCAAAUGUGAACCACAAGUGGAUCAGAAUCGAUUCAAAUUUGCCCUUCGGCCAGCUGGAACCGAAUCAUUUUGAAUCGAUUCAUUUGUGAUGCCAGAAAAUGUGAUUGGGGCAAGUGUAGUGUAAACCAUGAUCAGAUGUAAAAUCAAUCCAUUGAUUCGGAUCGCACACUGAUGUAUCUGUAAGUGGGCAUGAGGCCUUAGUGCCAUGGCUCAAUGCUAUGGCAUUCAGGGUAUUGUAGUUUCUUGUAGUACCAGAGCUCUUGGACAGAGAAGGCAGAGUGUCUCACAUAACUACAGUCUCCCGAAUUCUAUAGUAUUGAGCCAUGGCAGUUAAAGUGGUGUCAACCUGGAUUAUUUCUGCAGUCUGGAUGCAGCUUGAGCCUGUGCUCAGUUUGAUUCCAAGGGCGCUGGGCAUUCAGGUUUCCCUCCCUAGGUUUCUUUGGAUUAACUGUAUCUUUCAGACCAGCCAAAAUCUAACACAGAGCUCUGGAUUGAUCUGAUGAAUCCAUUUUUCCUAUAUGUCUGGAUUCUGCCUUAGCCUCCCUUUUUAAGUAAUCUGGAGACCUUUCUAUCUAAUCCAGACUGAUCGGAGACUUGGAAGGCUUUCUCUCCUGCUCCAUGUACAACAUAAAGGUGUGGGGGGGGGAUCUCCUGAAAAGUUAUAUAUCUGCAAUAAGUUUUCACUCAAGAGUAUUGUAAUGACCGGCAUAGUAUCCAUUGUGCAACCAUGAAGGAUGACCAAAUCUGUCCAGUUUGCCAUUCAGUUCAUUUUCCUGCCCCAUCCUCUGAAGAAAUGUGGUUUGAAUGUAGGUAAGUCCUGCUGAAACAAAAAUGCACAACCAAACAAAAUUCUCAACCAUAUAUAUAUAUAUAUAUAUGAGAAACAAAUGCCAUAAGGCCAACAUAUCAACUCACCUUUCAUUUUAAUCCACAUCUUGCUGAUGAAGAAAGUUGCAAAUAUUGGAAGACCCCUUAAAAACAAAGCAAAUUCGCACUAGUUCCUGGUGGCCACCAUGAAAUAACAAUAUCAAUGUCCUCCUCCUCCUCUUCUUCCUAUUAGCAAAAUAAAAGAUGCAACAUUGUGUAGCGGGAAAAGAACAGAUUCCAAAUUCAAGAGCUUUCGUGAAGUCGAAGGCUUCCAUGGCCGGCAUCCAUAGUUUUUUGUGGGUUUUUUGGGCUGUGUGGCCAUGUUCUAGAAGGGUUUCAAGAGCUUUCCUCCAAAACAACUACCAAAGAGAAAGAGACCGUGUCCCAAGUUCAUUUUUAAUAGGGCUGUGAAGUGAGGGAGAAGCUCAGAUUGUGUGGAUGUAUUAUCAGGAGUGUAGCUACUACUUCUUCUUGUUGCAUGCCUUCAAGUCAUUUCCGAUUUAUGGAGACCCUUAGGCGAACCUAUCACUGCCACUAGCCAGAGCGGGAAUGGCCAACGAAUAGGGCAAAAACGGGAACACACCACACAAUAAGGACACAUUAAAUGUAGAGAGGAGGAGGAGGAGGAGAAGGGAAUGUGGGGCCAGCUUCAGCUUGUGGUCCCAUGUUAAUGGGAUUGUGAAUCCAAGCCAGGAUUUCAUUAGCUUCAAAAGAACUCUCCAAGGUACUGAAUGCCUAUAGAAACAGAGUUUAGCACCAUGGAGAGCAACUUCAAAUCCUGGUAUAAAUUCCACCUUCUGACACGGAAGUCACCAGUUUCCGCUAUGUGGGGCUACCAGUUUGGCUACUGGCCAUGCCAUUACUGUAAUAAUCCAUUUUUCCCAGCCUGGGACUGAAGCUUCUGCUGGUCCUUGGCUGGCUAGUUGUCUCCUUGUGCCUCGCUGUCCCUGCCACCUUUGUCCCUUGUUUACUCGGGCGUCUGUAUGUGAGACUGUUCCUCCUGUCCUGUGUUUUCGGGUGCAAUAUAUCCCCACCUUCCUUGCCAUUACGGUGUUGCCUUUUGAUUAAAC